GCAACACAUCGGGAGCCAUGGUCUCUCUUUGUUUGUGUACACCAGGUUGGCUAUGAAGCUGGCUCCUCUUCUUCUGCUGAUUCUCUGGGCCUUUCAGAGUGCAGAGGCCACCAAUUCUGAGGUCUGUAAUGAUGAUCAAUCGAUUAAUAAUCUCCAAGUGUUGAGUUCCUCAGACCCAGACUAUGACGUAGUUGACAUUGAAAAGAACACAAACUUCUUCUGCGGCCUUUACCCGACAAAUAUACUCAACUGUUCCUGGACCUUCCUCGACUUACAGCAGGAUGCUGAGCUGUAUGUUUAUAUCAGUGUUUGUGACAAUACCAGCACAGUUCAUCCCCUGAGUCUUGUGUCUGAAGAACAUUUCGGAUCAACGUCCAUGGCUUUGAAGGAGCAUGAGAUGCUGCAUGUCGUCUUGCAUUUCAACGUGUCCUUGCAACACACGUGGGCGGUCUACAGUUACGUGUACGACACCGAAAUGAUGGAGGUGUUGCCUCCACCUGGAAACAUCUCCGCUUCAGUCAGAAAUGAAGACCUGGUGGUGACCUGGCAGGUUCCCCGCGGUCGAGCUUACUACAACCCUUCCUGUUUUGAAUACCAGCUGGAUGUGGGAGACAAGGAAAAAGCCAAAGUCCUGGGCAGCCAGCUUUCUUAUACUGUGCACAAUGUUGAUCCAUCCUUCACCUACGGCGUGAGGCUCCGGGCCAGGAAAAUGUUCACUUGUUUAGGAUCACCACAAUGGAGCCACUGGAGUAACACUGUCAUGAUAGAACAGACAUGCGAAACAGUCAACAUUACGGUGAUUGUCUUAAUUACACUUGGAAUACCCAUGAUCCUUCUGGCUUUGCUGCUGUUUUUCCGUCAUCAGAGGUUGGCAGAGGUUCUCUAUCCCACAAUUCCCCGCCCUCCAUUAAAGUACAAACAUUUCCUGGAAGAAAGCAGCUCAUUGAAUUUUUAUCAUCCGUUUUCCUCGGUGAAGUGUGAGGAGGUGAUCACGGUGGUGGAGGAAACGGAGCCAGACAAGCCUGGAAAGACAUUUUAAAAUAUAAAAUGUAAAAUGUCAAAUAGUGUAUUCACUUUAUCGGCGUUUAUCUCUUUGUUUGUGUUCAAAAUAAAUUGUAAAGUUCUGAAUAGAUUUGGAUGAAAUUGUCACAAAUGGGAUAUUGAACAACUGAUUAAAUUUUGGAGGUGAUUUGGAGGGAAUUUAGCCUUCCCGGUACAUUGUUAUAUCAUGUUAGCAUUGCUACCAUGCUCAUUUUUUUGCUAUUUCAUGGCA
Messenger RNA from Doryrhamphus excisus (bluestripe pipefish), 1273 nucleotides. RefSeq lists its product as uncharacterized. Gene Ontology annotation, cellular component: external side of plasma membrane. Gene Ontology annotation, biological process: cytokine-mediated signaling pathway. Gene Ontology annotation, molecular function: protein binding; cytokine receptor activity. The record is from RefSeq and is a predicted model, not a curated record. NCBI's taxonomy places the organism in Eukaryota, Metazoa, Chordata, Actinopteri, Syngnathiformes, Syngnathidae.